CGCGACUCGGCCCGGCAGGCGGGCACGGCCAGCAGCCCGACCCGCCCAGGCACGCUCCUGUGCAGGCUGCCCCACGCGUGGGCUUCCGGGGCCGGCUGGGCUGGGUCAGCCCCGCCCAUCCGUUCCCUCCGGCGGCCCGCGGAAGAAGGAGAUGUAGCCAAGCAUAAAACACAUCGCUUCUGCUGAACAGGAGCAGUAGCAGACUAUAAGGAAAGAGACAAUGUCUUCUGAAACAGUCCAACAGGGAAGUCAGACACCUCCAACUAAGCAACCUGGAUGGCCAAUGUUAUUUUGUCCCAUCUCCCAAAUUCAAGACAAAGAGAUUGCAAGGAUCCGUAAAGAAUGCAAACAGGAAAGUUUCUGGUACAGAGCUCUUCCUUUAUCUCUUGGGAGCAUGCUUGUCACCCAGGGGCUAAUCUCAAAAGGCAUUUUCUCAGCAAGCCCAAGAUUUGGUCCAUACCCCAAGAUGGCAAUUGCCGGUGGCUUGGGUUUUGCCAUUGGAAAGAUGUCAUACAGGAGAUGCCAAAAAAAGUUUCAGAAAAUGGGUAUUGCACCAUUUGGUUCACAACAAAAAAGGCAUUGUCAUCAUGCUUGCAAAGAAUGUAAAGCAAAACUGGGAUCGAAUGAGAAAGAAGGUUCAAUUCCAUCUUAGUCCCAGAUGUGGUGAACAUGAUAAAAACCUUAUGGAGCAUCUUCUUUCAAGGCACUUUCCUGUAGACUAGAAAUAAUAAUUUUGUGAUUCUAUUUCUUAGAUUUGGUAUAAAUUGACUUAUUUGAAAUAGUUGUAUAUUGUUACUUAGCUCUGUUUGUACUAAAUACCAGUUUUUUGAAAUGCACUUUUUGAAAUACACUCCUGUCUUUCCAGCACAUGUUGGUUGAUUUUCCUGUCUUCAGUGCAAUUUAGCUGUUAAUGCUGAAAAAUUACAUUUGUCUAGUGUAUUUAGAUGCUGGCAAUACUUUGUGUAACAGACAAAGUAGUUUAUGUUGGGAUGUUUGUCUGUGUCAAAUGGAAAGGGUGUGAGGAUGUUUAAAUGGUUUGCACAGGGAAGCAGCUGUUCAGUCUCUGAGCUGACCCCUUGGUUAUGGAGUAUUUUAAGAGUACUAAAUCCCAGGGCAUUGUCAGACUGCAGUUACUGUGCUGAACCAACUUCCCCUAAGCCAGUUUUACACAAAGGUCUGUGUAGCUGUGAGCCUUGCUCAAAAAGACACACAGAGCCACGAAUUUGGGAGAGCAGAAAGCAGCAGGGAGAAUCUCCUGCUUUGUUUAUUCCUUCCUAUUAUAUACUUUCAGCAAGGUGCCCAUGGAUUGGAGAGUGGUGUUCCCACCUCUCAACCACAUUGGUCAAAGGGGCUGUCACACAGUCAUUCCUUUCCAAGGAUAAAAAUGUAAAUAAUGAUAAUAUUUACACAUACACUCUCCUUGUUUAUAUGAACCGAGCAUGAGAAGGUGCAAAACCUUCUACUUAAUAUGAACGCUCAGCAAACUAGGAAAUCUCAUGGUAACAGGUCUGCUUAGCCAGGGAUACCAAAAGUGUGUGCCACAUUCAUGAACAAGAACACACAAUAUUUUGGAACAAUGUAUGGUUGCACAAAGUCUGAGGCCACCAGAUGCUGAAAAACACCCAAACCUAGAUGGCACAUGCUCUCUACAAACAGCAGGACACACAAUCUUCCAUGAAAUCUCUCAGGAAAUCAAAAGCAGGCCCUUCCCCUUAAUACAGUGAUGGCUUUCACAUGGAAAUAAAUGCACAGCUACUGAAAAGUUUGGGCUUCACUGUCAGUCAGUGAAGACUGUCUUCUGUGGGAUUUUUCUGUUUCCUUUUAUACUAUGCCUAUGGUUAGUGCCCCUCUUUUGAACUAGCUUCUGUGGGCAUCUUUACCUGGGCACAAAGAAAUUCUGCAAGCAAAAUAUAUAGUGUGGAAAAGUAUAAUGUGACCAUUAAUUGGUUAGUAAACACAAAAGACAUUGUGGAUUUGACAAAGUGAUUAGACUGAGUGUUCAAUUCCCUGAUAAAGCACUUCGAUGGCCUUUCCUAGCCAAGCAGCCACCAGGCAGAAGGGGAAGGGAUAGACUGACUAGCCUCUCUGUUCUUUACUAUAAGAUUUUAUACUUUUCUACUUGGUGUUUAGCCUCUUGAACUCUUGAGCUGCUAAGAACCCCUGUCUCAGCAGGGGCUUCAAUUUUACACUUGUUACUUUUCUACGGUAUUUUUCCACAGCGUUUUCAAUUGGAGUCAGGGAUACACAGUAGUGCUGCUGCUGUGUCCAGGCAGGUGAGCCUUGGAGAGCCUUCCACAGGGGCUCCAGGGAGAGGGAGUUACACAACCACAGAGAAGACGACCUCCUUUGUGACAAUCAUGGAAUUGUCAUGGGUGUAGUGUGAUAGCCACCGAAACUGGCAUGGUGACAUGUCUGAGCUGCUUCCCCUGCCUCUGUCAUCUGCUGUCAAGGAAACAGCCAGAAGCUGCACCAAGGUUAUUGUGCCUGGGUUAUCUGAGGGAAGCCAUUACACCCAGGAGACACCAAGGACAGUGAGACCUUGCAUGUCCAACUCUCAGAGGCUGUUCUUGUGUCAGUGUUACCUCUUAGGAUUACAACUUAGCUCCUGAACUUUGUUGUAAAUGUAAUUGUGAUAAUUUUUUACUUUUGAUUAUUUUUCUGUAAUAAAUAUCCUGAUGUGUAAAA
Molecule: messenger RNA, 2685 nt
Organism: Prinia subflava (tawny-flanked prinia)
Lineage: Eukaryota; Metazoa; Chordata; Aves; Passeriformes; Cisticolidae
Gene: OCIAD2
Product: OCIA domain containing 2
Cellular component (GO): mitochondrial inner membrane
Source: RefSeq, a predicted model, not a curated record